Peronospora belbahrii is the source of this 375-nucleotide messenger RNA. The record is from the annotation of a GenBank genome assembly. NCBI's taxonomy places the organism in Eukaryota, Oomycota, Peronosporomycetes, Peronosporales, Peronosporaceae.
AUGACUCGCUUACGGCAAGUGAUGGUGCUCAGUCGCGAUCUCGCGCGUUCCAAGCAGUUUUUUCAGGAAGGAUUGGGUCUAAAACUCCUUCGCUCGUCAGAUACGUUUGCAGAGUUUGAUAUACAGGCAGGUGUACCAUUAUGCAUCAAGCUGGCGCAGAGUGAAGCUGCUUGUUGUAGUGGCUAUUCACCAUUUUUAAACUUUGAUAUCCGAGACUUAAGUGAUGCUGUACCGAAGCUGCUGAUGCUAGGGGCAACUAUGGAUGGUCCCAUUAAAUACCCAGCCCAUGGAAAGGUCGCAGCUUUACGAUCACCAGAUGGUGUUAUGAUUGGUCUGUACGAACCCAACUCGUGGGAGAACGUAACUGCAGCAUGA